This is a messenger RNA of Trichobilharzia szidati, 679 nucleotides long. Lineage: Eukaryota; Metazoa; Platyhelminthes; Trematoda; Strigeidida; Schistosomatidae. The record is from the annotation of a GenBank genome assembly.
AUGUAUAAUAUGAACCCUAAAUAUUUAAGGGGUAGCGCGAAGUUCGAGGCUGGAGUUACAGUCAGGAAUUUGCCCAGUUCUGGGAUAGGCAUCAUGGUUCGCUUUUGGAAACAUCGUGGACAACGCAUAUUUAAAUAUCUUCAACCACACAUUCAAAAAUAUUUUCCUUAUCAUAAACCAGAAAUGCAUGGUGUUUCACCUCAACGUGCUAUACUGGCAGGAAAAAAGCCAAAAAUUCCUUUUGAUUAUGCAAUCGGUCAGAUAGUUCCAUUUACACAAAGUUUAACAACUUCAUCAUUCCCUGAUAUUGUAAAAGUUCGUCUACACAAGCUAUGCUUAAAUCGUUUCCUGCUAAAGUAUUUCUAUCAAACAGCCACAUAUUGGGUACAUACACAAGGUUUACCAGUCAGCGUUGGAGAUAUUGUACUCGUUGAGAAAGCAGAUCCCCCACUGGCAUUAAAUACUAUGUAUAAAUUGAAGAAAGUUGAAUUUCCUGUUGGUAAUCUUAUUGAUCCUGUGACUGGACUACGUUCUGAAGGUCCACAAUAUUCUAUUGAUGCUUUGAAGACUAUUUUAAGCAAACAGUCAUCAAGUUAAUAAUGUGAAAGUCCAUAACAUUUUUCACUUUCUGUAAAUAGUGUUACUUUUUCUCUAAAAUACACACCAUAGUUCUUCUGAA